Molecule: messenger RNA, 444 nt
Organism: Pyricularia grisea
Lineage: Eukaryota; Fungi; Ascomycota; Sordariomycetes; Magnaporthales; Pyriculariaceae
Exons: 3
Coding region: 1-444 (147 amino acids)
Source: RefSeq, a predicted model, not a curated record
AUGGCUUCAGAGACCUCUUCCGGUACCUUCACCACCUUUGGCCUCAAGCUCAAGGACAUGGAAGUUCUCAGUAGCGUGUUUCUCAGCUCUCCUCCCGAGGCUCAGGCCGCCAUGCUCUUCAACGUCAACUUUGACCAGAUCGCCUGUCAGAAUGGUUACAAGAACGCCCACGCAGCCAAGGUUGCCGUGGGAAUCAUCCUCAAGAAGACCAAAAAACACAAAGGAACCUCCACCACCCCGGACAACGGCGCCGCCAUAACCCCAGCCGCCCCCAGGAAGCGCAAGACGCCCGUCAAGAUGGCCAACGCCAGCUACGACGACGAUGAUGACAUGGACACCCCGGCCAAGAAGCCCCGCGCCCGCCCCAAGAAGGCCGCUUCUGCCGAGCCGGCGUCUUCCAAGGACGUCGAGAUGAUCGAUCCAGGCGAGAUCCAGACCGAGUAG